CACAGCCAGGGCUACUAAGGAGAAGCUCUGUAAGAAGUAUCUCAAGGUCCUGGAGUGGCCUAGCCAGUGUCCUGGCCUGAACCCAAUCGAACGUCUUUGGAGGGAACUGAAAGUCCGUAUUGACCAGCGACAGUCCAGGAACCUUAAGGAUCUGGAGAAGAAGUUAUGAUGGCUCUGUCCUGGUUGCUGGUUCUGCUGGCGAUUACUUCCACUACCUUAAGCAUCAACCCAGGAGUGACGGUCAGGCUGACCAAUAAAGGCCUUCAAUAUGGAAAACAACUAGGCAUCGCUGCCCUGCAGAAAGAACUUCAAUCUGUCCAUAUUCCGGAUUAUUCUGGCUCAGAACAUGUGUCUCCCAUUGGCAAAGUCACAUACAGUUUAACAAACAUGCGGUUAGUGAACACAGGGCUGCCAAGCUCUGCAGUGAAUCUGGUGCCAGGGACUGGGGUCAGGCUGACUAUCGGAAACGCCUUCAUGAAUCUGCAUGGAGACUGGAGGGUCAAGUACCUCAGAAUAAUAAAGGACAGCGGCUCUUUUGAUGUAAAUGUCAAUGGACUCACAAUCAGCACAACCAUCGCAGUGAAAAGUGACGAGAUGGGGCGGCCUGUGGUCAGCAAUACUAACUGUGUAGCCACUGUCGGCAGUGCCAAAGUCAAGUUCCACGGUGGAGCUAGCUGGCUCUACAAUCUCUUCAGCAAGUUCAUAAACAAGGCUCUAUGUAACGCUCUGCAGGAACAGAUUUGUCCUCUGGUAGAUAAAACAGUCGCCGGUUUAAACCCCAAGCUGAAAACACUCAACGUGCUGGCCAAGGUGGACAAAUAUGCAGAGAUUGAAUAUUCCAUGGUGUCAUCUCCAGCUGUUUCACAAUCUUCCAUUGAUCUGAAUUUAAAAGGGGAGUUCUACAACAUUGGCAAGCACCAGGAGCCUCCGUUCACCCCCGCUGCCUUUUCCCUGCCAUCCGAGAACAACAACAUGUUGUACACGGCCCUGUCCGCCUUUACUGCCAACUCUGCAGCUUUUGUCUACAACCAAGCUGGAGUUCUCAGCCUGUACAUCAUGGAUGACAUGGUCCCCAAAAGCUCUCCCUUCCGACUCGACACGAAAACGUUCGGAGUCUUCAUCCCACAGAUUGCAAAGCAGUACCCAGGUCUAAUGAUGAAGCUGCUGGUGAGGGCUGAGAAGAAUCCCUCAAUCACUUUUCAGCCUAAAAAUGCAACCCUUCAGGCCACUGGCACAGUGACGGCUUAUGCCAUUCAACACAACGGCACGCUUUCCCCUCUCUUUGUCCUGAACUUGGAGAGCAGUGUGAGCGCCGACGUGUUUGUCAGAGGACUGAGCGUUGCUGGGCAUCUCACUCUCAACGAAAUGAAAUUGUCCCUAGGAACCAGUUAUGUGGGACCUUUUCAGGUCGGCUCCGUUGACAGUGUGCUCCGAACAGUUCUCAAAAUCGUAGUGAUACCCAUAGUUAAUGUUCAACUUGAUAAAGGUUACCCACUUCCUGCGCUCGGAAAAAUGAACCUUGUGAAACCCCAGAUUCAAAUCAUGAAGGACUACAUGCUGAUCGGGACAGAUGUUGAUUUCACAGGUUGAAGUGCGAAGACCCAAACGGAGCAAGGAAACAUUAGUUUUUUUAAGCUUCAAUACAGCAUAAUUCCUACAAUAAAUUGUCAAUAUCACCUCA
This is a messenger RNA of Girardinichthys multiradiatus, 1681 nucleotides long. Its product is annotated as bactericidal permeability-increasing protein-like. The record is from RefSeq and is a predicted model, not a curated record. Bases 166 to 1590 code for a protein of 474 amino acids. The transcript is spliced from 16 exons. Gene Ontology annotation, molecular function: lipid binding. Lineage: Eukaryota; Metazoa; Chordata; Actinopteri; Cyprinodontiformes; Goodeidae.